This is a messenger RNA of Arthroderma uncinatum, 1056 nucleotides long. Its product is annotated as ubiquitin/metalloprotease fusion protein. The transcript has a single exon. The coding region runs from base 1 to 1056 and encodes 351 amino acids. Lineage: Eukaryota; Fungi; Ascomycota; Eurotiomycetes; Onygenales; Arthrodermataceae. Gene Ontology annotation, molecular function: protein binding; proteasome binding. The record is from RefSeq and is a predicted model, not a curated record.
AUGGACUCCGGCGAUUUGCAAGCUAGCUCAGGCGAGCUGAGCAAUAUGAACAUCACAGUUCACCACCAAGGCAAUAGCCAUUCAUUCUCGCUGCCGCAGGAUUCUACACUUCAAGAUCUUUCAAAUGCGCUUUCAGAGAAACUUUCUAUUCCCCCAGAGAACCAAAAGCUACUUAUCUCACCCAAGCCGGGCCUACAGAAGUCUCCCUUUCCGCCGACACCCCUAUCCUCCUUGCCUCUACACUCCCCUCGCGCCAAAAUAACUCUCCUCGGCAGCACCAGUGGAGAAAUAGACUCGUUGAAGAGACCUGUGUCUUCAUUGCCGGCCCGUAAAUCAAUAAUCAAACCUGCAAAGCCAGCUUCACGACAAUCGCUGCAAUCGUCGUCCUCCCAAUAUACAUUCCACAAACUACUCCCGCUGCCCUAUCUACCCAACCCCGAACGCAGUCUUGCGUUCCUAGCCCGGUUACGUGAUGACCCUGGAAUCCGCAAGGCGAUGGCCCGCCAUCGAUUCUCGAUACCCUUGCUUACCGAGAUGGACCCGGUGCAGCACACGACGAUGUCGUCACGCACACUGGGUCUAAAUCGGAAUAAGGGAGAAGUUAUUGAGCUCCGGCUUCGGACGGACGCGUAUGAUGGAUAUCGGGACUAUAGGACUAUACGAAAGACGCUAUGUCAUGAACUGGCGCAUUGUGAGUUUAGUGACCACGACAGGGACUUUUGGGAUCUGACCGGGCAGAUUGAGAAGGAAGUCGAGAAGGCAGAUUACUGGGGGAACAAAGGGCGGAGUGUCAGUGAUCAGGAGUUUUAUAACCCUGUAGAUUGGGACGAUAUGAAUGCCCAGGGAGUUGUGGACCAUGGCGGUUGGACGGGAGGUGAAUUUGUCCUCGGUGGUCUAUCGGGGGAAUCAAGCCAGGCCUCUUCAGCCGGUUCUAACAAGGGACUGAGCAGGCGGGAGAUUCUAGCCAAGGCAGCAGAGGCUAGGAUGGCGAACAUGAAGGCUAGCCGCCAGGAGCAGCCUGAGGGCGACUCUGGUCGGGAGGCCGAUGGUUCAUGA